AAUAAUAACUUCUUUGCGUUUAUGGCGGAAAUUAAAUAAAUGUCAAGUGUAAACAAAGAAAUGUUAAUGUCACCGAGUGUUUCUGAUGCUCGUUGUGAUCACGUUCAUCACGUUGCGCGUUCGUUGUGAUGUGAUUCAGUCAGCUCUGUUCAUUUCUGUUGUAUUGUGAAAAUUACAUUUGUUUUCUAAGUAGUUAAAACACUAAUUUAAGAAAAUGACUGAAAGAGGUUUUGUGAAGGCGCAGUCAGACAAUUUGCCAAAAGUUCAUGUUUUCAUGAUGUCCACAUAUUUAACAUCAAAUCCUAAUUUCACGUCUGUUGAAAUCAAAGGAGUGAAAGCUUUACGAUCACAGAGAGAAUCAUAUGGUGAUUCCGCAGUCGGAUAUGUUCAAGUUAAACGAGAGGGGAACAUAUGUACAGUGAAAGCUCGGAUUACACCUGAACAUAAUGUUCGACAGAAGUGUUAUGCUGUAACCCUUUCUUGUAAUGAGGCAGAAGAAACUAUCUUGUCAGUUGAAUGCGAAGAUUGUGCAGCACAUAAAGGAGGCUGUAAGCAUGCCCUUGCCUUCUUAGCAUGGCUGCAUAGGCGUAGUGAAGACCCACCGUCCACUAGUGUUGAUUGCUACUGGAAAAAAUCAAAGUUGUCUUCAGUUGGAACAAGUUUAAAAUUUAUUAAAGCAAAAGACAUUUGCAAUGCACCCAAGAAGCCAAAACUUGUGUCAACAGAGACUUCACAAGAAAGUUUUUUAACUGUUGUUAUUAAAGACAGUAAGGAAGUUGGUGAUACAGAUAACCAACUCAUGAAAUAUUUUAAGGAGCCAAGCAAUUGUGAAAAAAUGUCCAUCCAUCGUUUGGUAAGUAGUGUACCAAAGAGACCAGAAAAUGCACAAGAGUUCAUUGAGUUUUGCAAGCUAUCAAUGGAUAUUAAAGCAUGCGAAGAUGCUGCAAUUACAACUGUAGCACAAAGCAACUGUUCUUUAUGGCAUGAGCUCAGGUACGCAAGAAUAACAGCCUCCAAAGCAUAUGAGGCUGCACAUUGCAAAACAUUGCAUGGAUCUUUGAUGGAAGCCAUAAUGGGAGCCUCAAAAUUAAAGGAUACCGAUGCCAUGAAAAGAGGAAGAUUGUUGGAGAAUGAAGUGAUUAGGGCAGUGGAAAAUAUUAAGAAAAUUAAGAUUUAUAAAUGUGGGAUAUUAUUGAAUCCGUUAUGUCCUAUCAUGGGAGCAUCACCUGAUGGUGAAAAUGAUCUUUAUAGCAUAGAAAUUAAAUGCCCAUCUAGUGAAAAAUCUAUCAGUAACUAUUUAGGAAAGAAUAAUGAAAUAACAGGAAAAUGCAUGGCACAAGUGCAGAUACAGAUGCAUUUCUCAAAAAAGGCGAAAGCACUUUUCUGUGUAGCUCAUUAUGAUUUCGAAAAAUCUAAAAAUGUCACCAUAGUUGAAAUAGACUAUGACAAACAAUAUUGUGAAAAUGUUAUAGAAAAAUGUACUAGGUUUUGGUGUGAUGCCAUUUUUCCUCUUUUAUUUAAAUAAGUAUAGUUUAUUUAAUCUUGUAAUGUGCAAAAAAAUCCUUCGUCUCCAUCGAAAAUAAUAUGAACUUUAUCUUGUGUCAAUAAAGACGGAAAUUGCAUGAAACAAGUACCUGUCACGGGAGACCGUUGUAACUCAUCAUAUAAAUAUAAACUUUAUGUCUAUAUAGUUAAAGACGGAAAUUGCAAUGUUAUUUAACCAGUGCCAGAAAACACUGCUUUGAAAACAGAGCUGCGAGCACAGGAUUCGAUACUAUUUUCGAAUCUACACGAAAGGUCACUUUUACCAAACGCUAAAAUUAUUAAAACUACUAAAAAUCAAAUUUUAAAUACAUUUUGUACUAAAUGACAGACGUAUGA
Plutella xylostella (diamondback moth) is the source of this 1881-nucleotide messenger RNA. The record is from RefSeq and is a predicted model, not a curated record. Lineage: Eukaryota; Metazoa; Arthropoda; Insecta; Lepidoptera; Plutellidae.